AUGGCGUCGAAAACCGGUGAGAGGCAAGCGCUGUUGUUCCCGUCUACCGGCGGUGGCGGCGGCAGCAGCAUUGGCGGUCGUCAUGGCUCUACCCGGAGCAGCAGCAACAGCCACAAGAUCAAGCAAGGUUCGCCUACGAUCACCGUGCCAAGCGACAAGGAUCAUCACCAUCAGCUUCGCCUUCAUGUCGAAGUUCCGGGUGGCAGCGGCCAGCACUCUUCUUCUUCCUCGUCAACAUCGUUUCGAGGAGAGGUGCGACCGACGCUGGACGACAAGGCCUCCUUCGCGGUCGUGCUCGGCGACGUCCUCCUUGUAGACACGGCCCGUGGCAUCUUCUUCCCAACUCUGUGGACCCACGUCAGCCAGCUCGGGGGAGACAAGAUCGCCCUUGGGUACUGCGUCGGAGCUUUCAGUCUCGGGAGAACACUCAUGUCGCCUGUUUUUGGGAGGAUGUCCACGGAGCACGGCUACCGACGGGCUCUUUUGAUCUCCACGGCCCUUGUUUCCUUCGGGACUCUCUUCUACGCGGUGGCCGACAGUGUUUUCACGGUGUUCCUGUCGCAGGUUUUCCUAGGGGUGGGAAGCGGAACGUUGGGAGUAACGCGGGGGUACGUGGCUGACAAGACUACGAAGGAGCAGCGAACCUACCUCCUCGCCUACACAACAGCUGUGCAGUACGCCGGGUUUACCGUCAUGCCGAGUCUAGGCGGGUUCUUCAGCUACCUCCUGGGCUCGACGGAGAUCCCGCUGCUGGGGCGCUUCCUCAUGCUGACGCAAUUCACGGCCCCUGCCUUCUUCGUGGCGGCCAUGUCCACCGUCUUGUUCUUGCUGCUCUGGUUUGUCUUCCAGGACGGAAUUGAACAGAAGCCGGCCAAGACUACUUCCUCUGCGAAGGAGCUGUCCGGAACUGCGUCGGGGGUCACCCUGACCACUGAUCUAGGCAGCGAUGACAGCGGCUGUCUCAGCGACGACGACGAUGUCCCUAACCAAGAACAGCAAGACCUUUGGCCGGCGGCGGAGUAUUCCCCUCCGGGAAGCGUCAGCAGCGACAGCGGUGGUCGCACGGGAAGGGGAAGCCCCCCGUCGGUUGUCGGGCAGUACGUCGACAUCUCCCGCGACGGCGGCUGGGGCGGUAGCGACGACAAGGGAAUGGAAGAUGUGGAAGACGGGUAUCAGACGGGGUUAGCGGCCGCGGCCGCUGGGGCGGCGGCGGCGGGGAACAGAGCGGGAGUGCAAGCGACGUUCCAUGAUUCAGUUCAACAUGAGGCGAAACACGGGGAUGUGGUAGGAAGGGAGACGGCGACGCUGGGGGAAGGGGGUUGGCUUGCGCGAAAGCUCCGGCUCCGCCUGCCGAGCAGGGGAGACAUGCUUAUCUACGGCGGUUUCCUCCUCAACGUCAGCACCAAGGGCACCAUCUCUUGCUUCGAGACCAUCGGCGCGGCGUACGCGAUCACAACAUUUUCGCUUACCAGUGCAGAGGCCGGCUCCGUGUUCGCGACCUGUGGAGCGAUUGGCGUGGUCGCCCUCCUGUCGAUGCGGCUCCUGUGCAAGCACUUCAACGACAUCCAGCUGGUCCUGGGAGGGAUGUCGCUCAUGAUCGUGACGUGCGCCAUGCUGGCCUUGCCCCCCACGUUCAUCGGGUUGAACGUGUUCAUCGCGGCGGUGUUCCUGAUGUACUCCGUCGGAUAUCCUAUCGGCCACACGGCGGUUCUGGGAUUGUUCUCGAAGGUCGUGGGAGCCCAACCCCAGGGAGCACUGAUGGGCUGGUUCGGGUCGGCCGGCGCACUGGCCCGUACUUGUUUCCCCGUCCUCGCCGGCGUGCUCUGCCAAGUUUUCGGAACCUCGGCUUUGUUUCUGUUCUUGGUGGCCCUGCUCUCCGUCACAUUCGCCCUGCUCUUCACUUUCCGGAGGCCGUACCUGGACUGUAUCGACAUCACAAACAGGCGUAAGGCGGCCGUGGGAGCAGCCAACCCGCCCUCUCAUGGCGCCGGCAAGUAG
Ectocarpus siliculosus is the source of this 1998-nucleotide messenger RNA. Lineage: Eukaryota; Phaeophyceae; Ectocarpales; Ectocarpaceae. The record is from the annotation of a GenBank genome assembly.